Messenger RNA from Pangasianodon hypophthalmus (striped catfish), 999 nucleotides. RefSeq names its product translocase of inner mitochondrial membrane 10 homolog (yeast) (gene timm10). The record is from RefSeq and is a predicted model, not a curated record. Bases 187 to 453 code for a protein of 88 amino acids. Gene Ontology annotation, cellular component: mitochondrial inner membrane. The transcript is spliced from 2 exons. Gene Ontology annotation, biological process: protein insertion into mitochondrial inner membrane. Lineage: Eukaryota; Metazoa; Chordata; Actinopteri; Siluriformes; Pangasiidae.
UUGCAUUGCGCAGGCGCAGAAUCUCACGCAUGCGCAGUCCAACUUGGUCAGAGGACGCUGGUCAGGUAGCGACAAACCCCCACGUGCGCUUGUGCCGCUCUCCUUUGACUGAAGGUUAAACGUUGCUGUCAGUUUAGUGCAUUUCGUCGGAGCUCGGUGGGGUUUUAAACGGGCUGAAAAUCCAAGAUGGACCCCAUGAAAGCGCAGCAACUGGCGGCUGAGCUCGAGGUGGAAAUGAUGGCAGACAUGUACAACCGAAUGACCAACGCAUGUCACAGGAAGUGUGUUCCUCCUCACUACAAGGAAGCAGAAUUGUCAAAAGGCGAAGCAGUGUGUCUGGAUCGCUGCGUGGCCAAGUACCUUGACUUGCACGAGAGGCUGGGCCGUAAACUCACUGAGCUGUCCGUACAGGACGAGGAGAUGAUGAGGAAAGCAGCCGCUGGCACUGGAUAGACCUACAAGGACUCUCAAAGAGCAACAAAGUGCGGCCUGGGGUGGACUGGAGAGGGGACAGGAAACGCACAUUACGCACAUAUUACAGACGUCCAAACGAAGUGGAGCUGGAGUAUAGUAAUGUGCGUGAGAAGACACCUCACCAGUCUUCAGUUAAAUCUCUCUAUCUCUCUCUCCAGAGUAUGAAGUUGUGGUUGGAGUAAUAAAGUAACCCAGAUUUGAUUUGCCCACAGGUUGCUUGUCAAAAUGCAGAAUCCUUGUUGGAAUUGGUAAUCAGUUACUGUGACAUGAUUGACUUACUCAUCAGUUAGUGUUUUGUCUAAAAUCCCAAAUGUAUGUGGACCAGGUUGUGCAUGAUGGACAUUACAUUUGUGUGGGUUCUCCACUGGUUCUUUACCAGUGGUUUUUUUUUUUUUCUCGUCUUUUUAUAUUUUUGUUAAAAACACUUCAUACUCACACUGUACAAACCAUGUGCAAGUAUGUUUUAUUGUUCAUGUUGGAAGACUAAUAUUUGCUGCAUAGUAUAAUAAAAUCUCUUAUAAUACA